CACCAUCGCGACCAUCUCACCGUUGCCUGCGUACCUCAAUGCUACCAACAUGGCCGCGGGCACGGACAUGCCCGACACCGACGCCGUCAGAGAGGAGACGCUCAUGUAUGGCGGGGAAGAAGAGCUGGACACCAAGUAUCCCAAUCGGCCCAGCAACCUGCACAAAACCCUUCCUUUCCAUUCACUCUUCAAUGAGCUCUUUGACCCGCUUCUUGACUCUCAGAAGAAGAAUAGGCCAGCGGGCCCGCGUCGGAGGGCGGGACCAUCGGGUCAGUCCAACAUGACGCCACAUGAAGCUCGUCGCAACAUCAUUGAGCGCUUCAUCGCGAAAUGGCGCAAAGAAGUCGGCAACGACUUCUAUCCUGCUAUGCGGCUCAUCAUUCCAGAAAAGGAUCGGGAUCGUGCCAUGUACGGGCUGAAAGAAAAGGCCAUUGCGAAGAUUCUGAUCAAAAUCACAAAGAUUAACAAGGAUUCCGAUGAUGCCAAACAGAUGGUCAAUUGGAAACUGCCGGGUCAGCUCAACAAGGCUUCCGCCUCAACAGCUGGUGACUUUGCCGGCCGUUGCUAUGAAGUCUUGUCGAAGCGGCCUAUACGAUCAGAAGUCGGCGACAUGAGCAUCGCCGAAGUCAACAAUACACUGGAUCAACUUUCGCAAGUAGGCGCGGAAGAGCAGCAGGUCAAGAUUUUCCAAAGAUUCUACCGGCGGAUGAAUCCCGAAGAGCUUACCUGGUUGAUCCGGAUCAUCCUGCGUCAGAUGAAGAUUGGAGCGACCGAGAAAACAAUACUCGAUAUCUGGCAUCCAGAUGCAGAGGCUCUCUUCAACAUUUCGUCGAACCUUCGGCGCGUAUGCUGGGAGCUCUAUGACCCCAAAGUCCGUCUGGACGGUGAGGACACCGGCAUUACCCUGAUGCAAUGCUUCCAACCCCAACUAGCCGCCUUCCAACCCAAAGUUGCAUCGUUCGACAAGAUUGUGUCCAAGUUGGGGCAAACACCUGAUGACGACUCCUUCUGGAUCGAAGAAAAGCUGGAUGGUGAGCGGAUGCAACUACACAUGAUAGAGGAUCCUGGGGCCCCGGGUGGGAAGCUAUUUGGGUUCUGGUCACGCAAAGCUAAGGAUUAUGCCUACCUCUACGGCAAGCACUUCCAGGGAGAUGAGGCCGGCGCUCUCACCCGUUUCAUUAAGGACGCUUUCACAAAGAACGUAAGAAACAUCAUCCUGGACGGCGAAAUGAUCACGUGGGACAUGGAACUCGAUCACAUUGUCGGUUUCGGCACGCUAAAGACUGCGGCUAUCUCGGAAAAGGAAAACGUCACUGGGACCAAUACCGGGCAGCGCCCACUUUUCAGAGUCUUCGACUGUCUCUACCUAAACGACAAGCUUCUCACGCCCUAUACGCUCCGCGACCGCCGUAAGGCCCUACAAAGCGCAGUGAAAGGAGUGCACCGGCGCCUUGAAAUUCAUCCUUACAUCGAGGCCCACUCUCCCACUGAGAUCGAACCGGAACUCCGCAAAGUCGUAGCCGAGGCAUCGGAAGGACUAGUGCUGAAGAACCCGCGCUCAAUGUAUCGGCUCAACGAGCGUAACGACGAUUGGGUAAAGGUCAAACCAGAGUACAUGUCCGAGUUUGGAGAGUCCCUGGACUGCGUGGUCGUCGGCGGCUACUUUGGAUCAGGACAUCGUGGUGGCGCGCAUUCCUCCUUCCUCUGUGGCUUGCUCGUGAACAAAAAAGCGAAAGAAGGCGAUCCGGAUUAUGAGAAGUGCCUCUCAUUCUUCAAAGUCGGCGGCGGCUUCAGCCGCGAAGACUACGCCGCCAUCCGAGGCCGAACCGAAGGGAAAUGGAGAGACUGGGAUGCUCGCCGACCACCUGCCAUUAUCGAGCUCGGCGGCCACGAGCAGAACCGGCAACAUGAACGUCCGGAUCAAUGGAUACACCCCAGCGACUCGGUAGUUCUAGAGUGCAAAGCCGCUAGCGUCGAAGCCAGUGACAAGUUUAGAAUGUUGCUGACGCUCCGCUUCCCACGCUUCAAGCUACUCCGUACAGACAAGAGAUGGGACCAAGCGCUCUCGACCGACGAAUUCUUGGACCUCAAGGCCACAGCGGAACGCGAGCAUGAUGAGAAAGAAAAGGAGUUCAAGAUCGAGCAGUCGCGCCGCAAGAAAGCCCGAACAACCAAGAAGCCGCUCGUUGUAGCCGGAAAUGACACGGUAUCUACGCCUUACGCUGGCCCAGCAUCCAAAAUCUUUGAUGGAUUAAGCUUCUACGUAAUGACCGACCAGCUCCAUCCAACUAAGAAAUCUAAAGCCGAUCUGGAAGCCCUCGUCAAAGCGCAUGGCGGCAAGGUUGUGCAGCGCGAUUCCGCAGACAAGAACCUCGUCGUCGUGGCCGACAAGCGGCUCGUCAAAGUCUCAUCCCUCGAAAAGCGCGAAACAAACAACAUCGUCAAGCCAAUCUGGAUCGAAGACUGCAUACGCCAAAACGAAGUCGACGUCGGCGCCCUGCCUUACCUCCUCCCUUUCGAAGCGAACCGACAUAUCUUCUACCUACUCGAUGCGGACCAGAUGUCUUACGAAGCGAACGUCGACGAGAAUGGAGACUCGUACGCACGCGACAUCGCUGACGUCGAUGAGAUGCGGCAAACCCUCGGCAGCAUGCCGAAGAAGUUCGAUCGCCACUUCGACAGUCAAAGCUUCGUUGAGCAGUUGGAGGAUCACGGUAAUUCGCUCACCCACUUGAAGAACUACAUGUUCGGCAAUAUGAAAGUCGCAUUUGCGGAGAGUGAGGACAAGGGGUGGGAGUUGGAGUCGCAGCUAGCGAAGAAUUAUGUGAGAUUUGGAGGUGGGACUGUGGCUGAGAACGAGGAGGAGGCGGGCGUUACGCAUGUCGUUGUUCCUGAGAGCGAGAAGGGAGCGCGGAGGAGAGAGGUUUCAGUGGGGGUGAUUUUCUGGGUGUUCUGAGGUCACUGAGAUGGAAGCUGCUUCUGCAUCCGCACGAUGUUUACGAUGUUAUGACUCCAUGGACCGUCUACGCUUAUCGGGCAUUGAAGAGAUG
This is a messenger RNA of Trematosphaeria pertusa, 3050 nucleotides long. Its product is annotated as DNA ligase 4. Gene Ontology annotation, molecular function: DNA binding; DNA ligase (ATP) activity; ATP binding. The transcript is spliced from 2 exons. Gene Ontology annotation, cellular component: DNA ligase IV complex. Gene Ontology annotation, biological process: DNA biosynthetic process; nucleotide-excision repair, DNA gap filling; double-strand break repair via nonhomologous end joining. The coding region runs from base 50 to 2956 and encodes 968 amino acids. Lineage: Eukaryota; Fungi; Ascomycota; Dothideomycetes; Pleosporales; Trematosphaeriaceae. The record is from RefSeq and is a predicted model, not a curated record.